AUGGAGAUGGGCACCAGCGAGUUCCUCCUGAGGCGGCUCUGUCCAGUGAGCCUGGCGUCCCGGAGGGUCGUUUGUCCCGAAAGCGGAAGGAGGAACCUCGGACGGGGUGUGUGCUGCCUUCGUCGUGGGUGCGACAACGUGGGUCGUGUGCCCUUGGGGUUCUUCAGUGGUCAGCCGUGUGCCGUCAGGCUAGCUGAGCCUUCGGGUGGGGUCUGCAGAGACCCGCUCGGGGCCCGAUCCUCGCUGGAAUCGCAGUUCCCGCCCCGCCUACAGAGAGGAACUAAGAACUACGCAGGGCGUGUGGUUGUAGCACAGGGCGUGUGGUUGGCCAGGGAUGGCGCUGAUGGUACCGAUGAAGGCCAGCUGGCACGUGGCACAAAUGUCGCCGUUCCUGGCGGAGCCAAGUCUUCUCAUAAAAAUGAAGACCUGUCUGAUAAUGAACUGGAUGAAUAUGAUUUGGAAAAUUACGAUGAAGAGGAAUACACAGGUGAUCUAAAACUUGGAGACUCUUUGGCUACUUUGGCAGUAUAUGGGAGUAACGAUCAUGAUCCUUACAUCACUCUAAAAAGCACUGAUCAAUAUGAACAGGAGGACUUCAUGAUUAAGCCCAGUGACAAUCUUGUCCUUUGUGGCAGAGUCGAUAAGGACUACUGUAGUUUGGAGGUCCAUGUUUAUAAUCAUGAAGAGAACUCAUUUUACAUACAUCAUGAUAUUAUCUUGCCUGCUUACCCUCUAAGUGUGGAAUGGUUGAAUUUUGAUCCUAGUCCUGAUGAAUCAGUAGGAAAUUAUGUUGCGGUGGGUAACAUGACCCCGGUUAUUGACGUUUGGGACCUUGAUGUAGUAGAAUCCUUAGAACCAGUCUUUUCUCUUGGAGACAAGAAAGAGAAAAAGAAGAAAAAGAAAGGAAAGAAAAGUUUAUCUUCAGAAGGGACAGUGGAAGGACAUACUGAUGCUGUGCUUGAUCUCUCGUGGAAUAAACAAAGCAGGAAUGUUUUAGCAAGUGCAUCUGCUGACAAUACUGUGAUUUUGUGGGAUAUGUCUGUGGGUAAGCCAGCGGCCAGCCUGAUGCUACAUACAGACAAGGUCCAGACACUGCAAUUUCAUCCGUUUGAAACUCAGACCCUUAUUUCUGGAUCUUAUGAUAAAUCAGCUGUGCUGUACGAUUGCAGAAACCCACAAGAUAACCACCGAAUAUGGCGGUUCAGUGGCCAGGUUGAAAGAGUAACUUGGAAUCAUUUUUCACCUUGUAAUUUCUUAGCAAGCACGGAGGAUGGCUUUGUGUACUGUCUGGAUGCUCGUUCUGAUAAGCCACUGUUUACUCUGAAAGCUCACGAUGAAGAGGUGUCAGGGCUACAACUAAGCAGUCAGAUCAAAGGGUGCCUGGUGACAUCAUCUGCUGACAAAUGUGUGAAAAUUUGGGAUAUCCUGGGAGACAGACCAAGUUUAGUCCAUUCCAGGGAUAUGAAAAUGGGUGUUAUCUUCUGCGCAGCUUGCUGCCCUGACUUCCCGUUUGUUUUCGCCUUUGGAGGAGAGCGAGAAGGGCUGCGUGUUUGGGAUAUAAGCAAGAUUUCUGCAGUGAAUGAAGUUUUUGGAAACAGAGAGAGACUUGCUCUGGCUACUGCCAGCUCUGCGGCUUGCAGCUCCGUGGCCGGCGGCAGCAGCAGCAGCAGCAACGAUGUGGAGACAGCAAUGGAAUCGUGAUGGACCAAACAUCCAAAAAAUCAAAGUAAUUACUGGGACUAGGACUAAUGUGUGUUCUACAAAUCCCCCCAUUUGGUGAGAGUUCAUAGAAAUUACCCGAGCGUCUUGCUGUCAGCAGGCUGCUUCGUCUGGGACAAAGAAACACUGUGAUGUGGUUGAGCUCUAAGUCAGCAGUUCUAAGUUCCUGCUGCUGUUACUGGCUUUGAAAGAUGAAAUCACUCGCUUU
Molecule: messenger RNA, 1927 nt
Organism: Leptosomus discolor (cuckoo roller)
Lineage: Eukaryota; Metazoa; Chordata; Aves; Leptosomiformes; Leptosomidae
Source: RefSeq, a predicted model, not a curated record